ACCUCCCAAUCCACCAACACCUUCACCCCCGACCUUUCCCACUUGUCUCAUUGAAGACUGCAAGGGAAACCAUCGUCUACCUGAGAUUCACCAACACCGUCAGACUCAUCAUUCAAAAUGAGAGGCGAGAUUUGCCACAUUCACAUCGGCCAGGCUGGUACUCAACUGGGUAACAGUGCUUGGGAGCUGUAUCUCCUUGAGCACGGUCUCAGUGCAGAUGGCCGUCUAGACCCCGAGAAGGGCGAGGAGAUAAACCAGGGCGGUUCUUUCGAGACCUUCUUCACCGAAACUGGCAGCGGCAAAUAUGUUCCCCGAUCCAUCUUUGUCGAUUUGGAUCCAUCGCCAAUUGAUGAAAUCCGCACCGGAGCCUACCGCCAACUCUUCCACCCGGAACAGCUAAUUAGCGGGAAGGAAGAUGCCGCUAACAACUAUGCCCGUGGUCACUACACGAUUGGAAAGGAACUUGUUGACACUGUUGUUGACCGAGUUCGCCGGCUUGUCGACAACUGCAGCUCACUCCAGGGAUUCUUGAUUUUCCACUCUUUUGGCGGUGGCACUGGUUCUGGUUUCGGGGCUCUUCUUCUUGAACGUCUUUCCACCGAAUAUGGCAAGAAGUCCAAGCUGGAAUUCUCCGUGUACCCCUCCCCCCGUGUGUCGACUGCGGUUGUCGAGCCCUAUAACGCCGUCCUAUCCACCCACAGUACCAUUGAGAACUCCGACUGCACUUUCUUGGUGGACAACGAAGCUGUUUACGAUAUUUGCCGCCGCAACCUGGAUAUUCCCCGCCCGGGCUACGAACAUCUUAACCGCCUGAUUGCCCAAGUUGUUAGCUCUAUCACUUCCAGUCUUCGGUUCGAUGGUGCCCUUAAUGUGGACCUGAAUGAAUUUCAGACCAACCUGGUGCCAUUCCCUCGCAUUCACUACCCGUUGAUCUCGUAUGCCCCAGUCAUCUCGAGCAACCGCAGUUCCCACGAAAGCUUCAGGGUCCAGGAUCUCACCCUCCAAUGUGCUGAGCCUAACAACCAGAUGGUCGUUUGCGAUCCCCGCAACGGUAAAUACAUGGCCGUUGCACUCCUGUACCGUGGUGACUGCGUGCCUCGCGACUGCACCCAGGCCAUUGCGUCUCUCAAGGCUAAGGCUUCAUUCAACCUGGUCGAAUGGUGUCCCACUGGGUUCAAGUUGGGCAUCAACUACCAGAAGCCUGCCCGCGUACCCGGAAGCGAACUCGCCCCUGUCGAUCGUUCCGUCAGCAUGCUCUCCAACACGACCGCCAUUUCUGAAGCCUGGGGUCGUCUUGACCACAAGUUCGAUCUCAUGUACUCCAAGCGUGCCUUCGUGCAUUGGUACGUGGGUGAGGGUAUGGAAGAAGGUGAAUUCUCUGAGGCCCGUGAGGACUUGGCAGCUUUGGAGAAGGAUUACGAGGAGGUCGCCGGCGACAACUUCGACGCAGAACUUGAAGAAGAAGUCGAGUACUAAGCGGCAGGCACUUCUCGCUUUACCUUUGCUGGUUCAAAUCUUGGUAUCCCUGAUGUCUCAUUGUCAAAGUUCAGUGUCCAUUUUCGUUAUUUUACUCGCGACAACCCCUUUCUUUCGUAUCCAGCGUUCGUUCAUUUACUUGUGCGUUUUUAAUUUCCCCCGAUAGCCAAAACGCUAGAUUAUCGACGGCCAACCGUGAAAUACAAAUGAAUAUAAUUACUCCCAG
Molecule: messenger RNA, 1702 nt
Organism: Aspergillus versicolor CBS 583.65
Lineage: Eukaryota; Fungi; Ascomycota; Eurotiomycetes; Eurotiales; Aspergillaceae
Product: tubulin alpha chain
Exons: 7
Coding region: 118-1476 (452 amino acids)
Biological process (GO): microtubule cytoskeleton organization; mitotic cell cycle
Cellular component (GO): microtubule; cytoplasm
Molecular function (GO): structural constituent of cytoskeleton; GTP binding
Source: RefSeq, a predicted model, not a curated record